UGUGACCGGCGGAGUCGGCUGCUCCUAGUCGCUUUCCAACCGCGAACUGGAGGCGAGCGCGCGCAGUCAAAACACGGGCCGCUCUGCCGGCGAAGUGGGGCGCCGGCGUCGGAUGCCUGCGUUACGCCACGCCGGUGCUGCUGUUGAGGCCUGGGCGCCUCUGGAAGCGGUGACAGGGAGAGUGAGAGCGCCGGACUCGAGCGACAGAUCAGGAGGAGGUGAGGAGGGGACCGGCAGAGCAAGCAGUAUGUUUUUGACUGCAGAAACGGGGAACUGGAAGACUGCUUAUUACCUGUAUUAAAAUGGAUUAUUUAUUACUAGAGUAAAUAAGGUGCUGACAACUGUUCUUCAGCUUCUGUAUCUACAUAAAAAUGAGUGAAGUACAGGCAAUGGUAGAAUUCUCCGUGGAACUCCACAAAUUUUAUAACGUGGAUUUGUUUCAAAGAGGCUUUUACCAGAUUCGUGUAUCUAUGAAAAUUCCUCCAAGAAUUCCACACAAAAUUGAAGCAAGCUUAUUACGUGCAACCAGUGCAGAUCUUGCUUUCCCAGCGUCAGUCCAUGACAAUGUAAUCUGCAGUAAGACUUUUCAAAUUCUCUACAAAAAUGAGGAGGUGGCUGUGAAUGAUGUCAUGAUCUUCAAAAUUAAAAUGCUGUUGGAUGAAAGGAAGAUUGAAGAGUCUCUUAACGAAAUGAAUUUCCUGCUCUCUUUAGAUCUACACUUCACAGAUACAGAUUAUUCGCCAGAGGACCUGAGCACAUUGCAGCUAAUUAGCAGCCGAACACUAAAGUUGCACUUUACCUUACACCGAGGCCUUCAUCACUAUGUCAACGUUAUGUUUGAUUACUUUCACCUCUCUGUCAUCUCUGUUGUAGUCCAUGCCUCUUUAGUUGCUCUUCACCAACCAUUGAUAAGCUUUCCUCGUCCAGUCAAGAAUACUUGGCUAAACAGAAAUGCACCACCACAGAACAGAGACUCUGUGAUUCCUUCUCUUGAGAGUGUUGUCUUUGGCAACAAUUACAGCAAGCAGUUGUCAGCAGAUGGCUGCAGUUUUAUAAUAGCAGAGCCUUUCUUGAAUCACGCUUACAAUCUCCACCGUACACUUUGUGCCAGUUUGCUGCUUGCGUUCAAAGGAUUACACAGCUAUUUCACUAUUUUAUCAAAAGAGCUGCCUUCCUGUCUGAAAUUAGAUGCAGCCAAGUCCAGCAUGCAGGUCCUUUAUGAACGCCUACUCAGAAGAAAAUAUCUACGAAUCCAGGGAGACGCCUAUCUAGAUAACAUAGAUGUAGAUGUAGAAGCACGCCUGUCAGAACUUUGUGAAGAAAUAAAGAAAAUGGAAAAUCCUGAUGAACUGGCAGAACUUAUAAAUAUGAAUCUUGCGCAGCUUUGUUCACUUUUGAUGGCUUUGUGGGGACAAUUUCUCGAGGCCAUUAACUUUCAAGAGGAUGUCACUGCAUUGCUGGCACAAGAACAUCAUACGAUGCGUGUGCAUAGAUUUUCUGAAGCAUUUUUUUGUCUUGAACAUCCAAGGGAAGCAGCCCUUGCAUAUCAAGAACUACAUGCCCAGAGUUACCUUCAGAUGUCAACUGCAAUAAAAAGCACCUCCUUCUGUAGUUCUCUUCCACCUCUCCCAAUUGAAUGCAGUGAAUUAGAUGGAGAUCUGAACUCCUUGCCUAUAAUCUUCGAAGAUCGGUAUCUAGAUUCUGUCACUGAAGAGAUGGAUGUACCCUGGUCGACAGCUCAUCAGAAGUCUGAAUCUAAGAAACCAGAUAAACAAGAUACCGAAGAAAAUUUUAUGGCUGGCUUUUCGAGCCCGGAGUUGAAAAAUAAAGCUUUACUUCCCUCCCAUACUUGGCAGUCAGAAAGUGAAAAGCAGUUCACAAAGUCUGCAAAAGGAAAAUGUGAAGAUGCAAACAAAUCCAAAGUUAAGGUUACCAAAUUGAUGAAAACAAUGAAACCUGAACAUCCCAAAAAAAUAGUAAAACAAAAUUCUAAGGACUCUGUAGUCUUGGUAGGCUACAAAUGCUUGAAAAGUACAGCGCUGGAGGACAUCUCUAAAUGCUUUGAAGGCAUGCCUUCAGGUAACCAGAAGGAAGGGCUGGAUUCUACAGCUGGUGGGCAUACUUGCGAUGCAAAGAAUUUCAUACGACAGAUCAGUCAAAAAGAAUUUAGAGAUUUACCAUCUAGAACUGAACAAAGAAUUACCAAACUGGAAGGGAAUGAGGAAAGCCAGUGUAGCCCUGUCAUCUCUCAAUGUUCAAAUUCAAUCAUUUUUGGUAAAUCUGAUAUUGCACCAACAGGCGUUGGGGGUACUCAUUGGGAAAGCUGUUUGAUGCCCAGAAGUACUGUUGAAGAUCGUACUGGUUCAUCAGGAGUUACAAAAAUAGAAGUUAAACCAUAUUGUAAGAAUAUUUAUGGGGGAGAGAAAGUGUUUGUUCGUAUUGGAUCACGGACAGACGUUUUACGAAGUGGAGCAUCUGGAGAGAACUUACAGGAAGCCACUGUUAAAAGUUCAGAGUCUGAAAAGAGACCAAAAUCAGAGGAAGAGGAACAACUGCUUGAAAAGGACAUUGUGCAAGAAGCAGACUUCCAACAUACUGAAGAUUCCUUGGCAAAGGUCACAGCUAACCAGUCCACACUGCCAUCAAAAGAAACUCCUGUUGGAGUUUUAAGUGGAGACAUACUUAAGUUGCCUGAUGUUAGUGUUACCUACGCAUCAUCUCGGUUUUCAGAUUCUGGUGUAGAAAGUGAACCAAGUUCUUUUGCAAUGCACCUAAGUACAGAUGUGGCUUUUGAAACACCUCAGGGCCAAAGUGCAUGCAGCAGUGAAAGAAUACUUCCUCAGCUUUUGUUAAAACCAGACUACAAUAUUAAAAACCCAGUAGAGACUCACUGUACUGAGAGUACAAGUGCUGUCAGUGAAAUACAAUCCUCUCUGACAUCGAUAAACUCUCUCCCUUCUGACGAUGAUCUGUCCCCUGAUGAAAACUCAAAGAUAUCUGUUGUGCCUGAAUGCCAGUUAAGUGACAGCAAAACUGUAUUAGACCUCGGAGCAAUUGACUUGACAAAAUGUGAUGACAAUGAAGAAACAAAGGUUUUACCAGAACAGUGUGUAGUAUGUUCGGAACAGUCAGACAAUGAAACUAUGUUUCUGCCGUCCUUGCCCUCAGCUAUAAAAGGUCCUUUACAACUACUUUCAGAUGAAGAUACAUCUACAGAUGUAUCUUACAAUCCACUAUUGAACAUUGGCACAGUUUGUAAAGAUUCCCAAAGACUGAAGAAAGACUUGCAUACUAUAGAAAAAGCAACUGAAAUUCCUUCAGAAGUUGUUUAUCUAGGGGAGUCCUGUGUUGUAUCAGGUUCAGUAUCUACUUAUGCUGAGGGGGAUGUAAAGAAGCCAAGUGAAGGAAGUUUUAGUGAAUCAGAGGAAAAACAAAUGGCGGAUAAAUUGUCAACUACAAAAAGUGAAAAUCUCACAAGUUUGAGUAUCCUCUCAUCAGAGGGAAGUACUGAUAUGCUGAAGCAAGGACUUGUGGAAAACUACUUUGGCUAUCAAAGCUGUGCAGAUAUUUCCAAUAUAUAUUCUGCUGACAAUAGCAAUACUGUUAGCCCCCAAAGGGGAACAAUCUGUUCUGUUUCAACAGAGGAUGAUGAUGAGCAAGAGCAAGACAUGGUUGAAAAUGGUUAUUUUGAGGAAGCAGAUGAUAAUAAUUUAUAUGGUGCUACAAAUGAUUCUGAUGAGAGUUUGCGGUUAAUCAGUGAGACAGCUUUGAGAACAGAAAUAAUUACUAGUGACCUUUUUGGGGAUGUGACAAAUAUGACUCCACUGUGUAGUCCAGGUAGUUUGGUUUUCCCCUCUACAUUGAAAGGAUAUUCAUGUAGUGUGUUAUGGUCUUCAAAGGACAAAUCUAAUGCAGUUCUCAAGCAGCCCUGCAGUGUGUCCUGCAGUACAGCUUCAUCUGUCCCCUGGUAUGAAUACUCCCCCAAACCUCAAAUGCUGGCAUUCAUUCAAGCUAAAGAGGAACUUAAACAACUUCAGCUCCCUGGAUUUAUGUAUAGUGAUGUUCACAGCCUGGCAUCUUCAGUACCAUAUUUCAGCACAGAAGAGGAGGAAAGUGCAGAAGAUGGAAUACAUCUCAUAGUCUGUGUGCAUGGCCUAGAUGGUAACAGUGCAGACUUAAGAUUAGUAAAGACUUACAUUGAACUUGGCCUUCCAGGAAGUCGUAUAGAUUUUUUAAUGUCUGAAAGAAAUCAGAAUGAUACAUUUGCUGAUUUUGAUUCGAUGACAGAUCGCCUUUUGGAUGAAAUAAUACAAUAUAUUCAAAUUUACAACCUAACAAUUUCAAAAAUCAGUUUUAUUGGGCAUUCAUUAGGCAACUUGAUAAUCCGUUCAGUACUUACAAGACCCAGGUUUAAAUUUUACCUCGGCAAACUUUAUACCUUUCUGUCUCUGUCUGGACCUCAUCUUGGUACACUCUACAACAGCAGUGCUCUUGUUAAUACAGGUCUGUGGUUUAUGCAGAAGUGGAAAAAGUCAGGGUCUUUGUUGCAAUUGACCUGUCGAGAUCAUUCAGACCCCCGGCAAACCUUCUUGUACAAACUUAGUAGAAAGGCAGGUCUUCAAUAUUUCAAAAACAUAGUAUUAGUAGGAUCUCUGCAAGAUCGUUACGUCCCUUAUCAUUCUGCUCGCAUUGAAAUGUGUAAAACAGCUUUGAAGGAUAAACAGACAGGUCCAAUAUAUGCUGAAAUGAUCCAGAAUCUUCUUCUGCCUGUACUUCAAAAUAAGGAAUGCAAUUUGGUUCGUUAUAAUGUACAUUGUGUAUUGCCAAACACAGCUGAUUCUCUCAUUGGAAGAGCUGCACACAUUGCUGUUCUGGAUUCAGACAUAUUUUUGGAAAAGUUUUUUCUGGUUGCUGCCCUAAAAUAUUUCCAAUAGAAAUAAAAACAUUGUAACAAACCUGGUUAUUACCUCAUUAACAGAUGAAUAAAAUAAUGUGUGAUAUUAAACUAUAGCUGCCGCUGUAUUUUAAGAGAUAUUUAUACUUUUUUAUAUGGAAGAUAAUUUAUAUCAUCCAUGUGAAGAGCUUUUUUAACAUCAACUUUACUUUCUAGGUAAUGUGGCUGUGCAAUAUUUUUUUUAAAUGUUUGUUUUUACUUUUUUCUAUUUUUCUUAUUUUGGGUACCUGAUAAUUUCAGAACUGAGAUUUAAGCACAGUUAUGUAUAGUUGGUGGGUUUAUUGGCUCUUAGACUGCAAAAGUCAAUGUUAUUUGACUCCAUUUUUAAGUGUCUUUGGAUGCCAAAAACAAAUCCGAAUUUUAAAAAAUCUAAAAAGAUAUUAAAUUUGAUAGUUCUAUUUAGUAUUGUAGGAAGUUGAACUGGAAAAAAAACCUGUUGGCUGCUAAAAUAACUACGAUAACUGUAGGUCUGUUUAAGACCACUCUUGAGUCACCUAUUUGUUAUAUCACUACAUUCUAACCGUUUUCUAUAGAAUCAUUACUGAACAUGCUAUGCCUGUGGAAACUACAUUUUUCUACUGAACUCAAUAGCAUGUUGGUUUACAUUUUCAUCUUUAUUACUGGAACUUCAGUUUUCAUAAGCAAGCAGCAAUUAAGGAUUUUGAAUGUUGAAAUGUGAGCUGUCUUCAAAUGGAAUUUUGCAAAGUUUAAUAAAAUUGCUCUUACUGUCGGUUCAGUUCUUCUGUGAACUUUUUACAUGGGA
Molecule: messenger RNA, 5717 nt
Organism: Elgaria multicarinata webbii
Lineage: Eukaryota; Metazoa; Chordata; Lepidosauria; Squamata; Anguidae
Gene: FAM135A
Product: family with sequence similarity 135 member A
Exons: 22
Coding region: 372-4934 (1520 amino acids)
Source: RefSeq, a predicted model, not a curated record